Bolinopsis microptera is the source of this 2098-nucleotide messenger RNA. Its product is annotated as zinc finger protein 813-like. Lineage: Eukaryota; Metazoa; Ctenophora; Tentaculata; Lobata; Bolinopsidae. Gene Ontology annotation, molecular function: RNA polymerase II cis-regulatory region sequence-specific DNA binding; DNA-binding transcription factor activity. Gene Ontology annotation, biological process: regulation of transcription by RNA polymerase II. The transcript is spliced from 6 exons. Bases 16 to 879 code for a protein of 287 amino acids. The record is from RefSeq and is a predicted model, not a curated record.
AAUUUCUAGUGGGUAAUGUUGUCCGCCAUGAAUUACGAAGAUUUUAGAGACCCGACAGAAACUGUCCGUUCCAGGCUGGAUGAUGAGGAGGAUUUGUCGGACGAUCAGUACAAUGCAAAUUUUGGAAAUGACAGAACUUUCCAUAGCAGUAAUCUUGACGAAACUCCUGAGAUAGCAAGCGAGGUAACAGUUGGAAAAGAUGUCGACAACAAGUACGAUCUAAAGAAGGAGCGGGCUCCAAGAUCGCCGAAAUCUAAGACUGAUGUGUACCAGCAAAUAAGCGCCACAAAGUGUAAUAUCCUCUCUAACCCUACCUGGACAAGCUGGGCUCGUCAGCAGAGGGGGAGAAGACGUAGUUCCAGUUCCCCUUCAGUCGGAGGGAGUGGGAGGAAGAAGUACAUCUGUGAAAAAUGUAACGACGUCUUUACAAGGUCGGCCGAGUUGCGGGUUCACAGGGACACCAUGCAUGCGGGAGAGAAGAAGUACAAGUGUAAAGAUUGUGGUAAACUGUUCAGUCAGAAGGGGAGUCUCAACCGGCAUAUGGCUCAGGUGCCACACGGUGAGUUUAAGUACCGAUGUCCGAGAUGUGGUCAGAUAUUUGUCUAUAAGGAGUACCUCAUGACGCACCUCAAGUUCAGUAUCCACUGCGUUAAAUCUCCCGUCUACGAAGAGCAGUGCAACUCUAACGUUAGUAGAACUACGAUGAUGCACUCCUCGACAUUCCUGAGCUCUUUAUCAGAGGGUGGGGAGUCCUCUUACAGUCCCACCUACAGGUCAGGUCCCCCUGGCCUCCGGCCCGGCUCCUACUCCAACACGUACCCUCGACAAAGAAUGUACAGCAAACUGCCACCCGGCCUCAGAAUACCUCCGCACAGUUAACUGCAGUGUUGCUUUGGUAACAACUAUCUGACAGAAAAGUUAAGCCAUGAUUUUGCUGGUGAAUUCAUUUCGGAGACUCCUAGCUGAAAGUUGAUCAUAAAACUCAGUUUGAACAUAGAUGGAUAAUUGAUGCCGUGAAGAUAAGACUGAACGUAGAUGUAAUGCGGAUUAUAAUUGCUCUGCAGUGUUUAAAUUUUAACUCUUUGAUUUCUGAAGUUGUAGUUUGUAACUGGGACCCUGUAAGUUUUUUGUUGUUUUGAGUUUGAAAGCGCCCCCACUGUGUGUUCUGUGUUAGAAUAGGCUCUCAUUUAAUUGGUGGCCUGCCAAUGUAAUGAGUUUAAUUGACGAACAUGCUGAAUUUGAUGUACAUAUUAUUAUUGUCUUAGCAUUAUUGCAGCCCGAAUUCUCUAUCAAUCACUGACUGAUAAGUUUAGUGUUGAGUAUCAUAAUAUGUAAUGAAGCACCAGUUUGGCCAAAAAACAGUUCGGCGCUUGAAAAAUUAAUAAUAGCGUUUGUUUUGCACUCAUAUUGCGCUUAUAAUAUAAUCGAUUUUACUUUGCGCUAGACUACUAUAUUUUCACCAUAUCUGAACUUGAGUGUUGCCAAGGGAUGCUUUUGCCUUUUGUGUAAAAAUGUUCGUACUGUCAGUGUUUUGACUGGGGUAAUCAAGAAUUUUAGUCACUUCUACACUGACAACUGUUACACUGCCCUAACUGUAACACUAACACUGUUACACUAAUAAGGUUGAACUGUAACGCUUAAAUGUUUUGGUAAAUCGACUGAUUCUGAUCAAGCUUUGGUAUUACUAUGUAAUUGUAAUAUUAGGUACAAUUAAUAACUUGAUUUCGUGCAUCUGCUGUAGCUAAAUUAUUGAAAAACUUCACUAUAGUUUAACUCAUAAGCAAUAACUGGUAUUUGGUAUCUAUAGUAAUUCAUAAGCAAUAUUACUGAUACUUGUUAACUAUAGUAACUCAAUAUCAGGCGACUCACUCAUUAGUAAUAAGAAUUAAUUUAAGUGGUUUAAAUUUUAAUGAAUUAAGCUUUAUUUCAAUUUUUCAUUCGGUUCAUUUGAUAUUGGUUCAUAUUGUGAGUUGAUAAAUAUGAGAGUAUUUUGGUUAUCUGACCACAAAUAGUAAGUCUAAUUUAGAAAUUUGAAGUGGUCAAUUUCCGUUAUAACUGAAUAUUAUCAAUUUAAUUAUAUUUUACUUAUCAUCGUUAA